UGGUGGUAUCAGAAAUCAAAUUUGGAUGUUCUGUUGUUUGCUGGGAGUUUCAUUAAUGUGUCUCUAUAAAUUUUAUUGAAACUCGUGAUCGAAAUGGCGUUCGAGCAGAGAAGUCCGGUUGUUCUUCUUUGUUGUGGAUCUUUUAAUCCUGUAACAGUGGGCCAUUUAAAAAUGUUUGAAAUUGCAAGAAGUUUUCUUGAACACACUGGCAAGCACAUUGUGAUAGGAGGGGUGUUUUCACCUGUGCAUGAAAACUAUUCAAAAACUGGGUUACUACCUUCAACAUACAGAGCUGCUAUGUGUAAUAUUGCAAUACAGAAACAUGCAUGGCUAAGUGUUGAUACAUGGGAAUCCUCGCAACCUGAUUGGGUAAAAACCAUCAAAGUUUUACAGCAUUUGUCGAAUAAAAUCAAGAAUGACUAUGGGAUUCCUGGUCCAUAUUCCAACCAUAUUCACUACAUGCCAGCGAAAUAUCCACGAAGUGCCGUCACGUUGCAACCUAAUGGAACUUUGCAUCACAUGGUAGUAAACGGUCGUAUUCGUUCUUCAGCACGAAGUGGACUUGCCAUGUGUUCUCCAACCUCAGAUUCUUUCGAGGAGAAGAAUAUCUCAUUCAAACAUGUUCCACACACUGAAACAGGUGAAACAUUUUCAAAUCUUGGAGGUAACUUUCAAAAAGUUUGUUGUGUGAGUCCUACGUCAUUCAACAUGCAGGAUAACAUGGUAUAUGGGGCAGCAUAUGACCUUCGUCGCACCAAAGUAAUGUUAUUGUGUGGUGGAGAUCUGCUUGAAUCUUUCGGUGUGCCAGGCUUAUGGUCAGAAGACGACAUUUGUUCAAUAGUUUCGGAAUAUGGAAUUGUUUGUAUUCCACGCACUUCGGAGAACUCUGAAAAUGAUGACGGGAAAAGAAUGCGUGAUGCGCUUGACCGCUUGCAAGCUAUCCUUUGCCGAGUACAAGGUACAAUAAUUCUGGUUCACCAUCAAAGUGCUGCUAAGAUUUCUCAUAUUACUUCAAGCAAAUGCAGACGUGCAAUUUCUGAAGGUUGUUUAGAAGAUAUCCAAGACCUAAUUGAUCCAAGUGUUUUGGGCUAUAUAAGAAAGCAUGAGCUAUACCAGCACAAAACAUGAUAUUUUUGUUGUUAUUUGUUAUCUAGCUGCUGUUUAGAAAAGUAAAAAAUAGUAAAUAUUGUCUAAUUAUUCCUUUAUCGUUACUGGGCAAGAUAAAAUCGAAGUAUUAUGGUAAUAUGCUUAAACUACACAUUGUAUAAAAUGUUGUGCAAAUAGAUAUAGUGUUACUUGUAAGUUACAUAGUUGUGACAACCAAUAGAAUUCCAUGUUUGCAUUUUAUUUUAUAACUAAAAUAAAAAAUGUUAUGUUAAAAAUUUCAGAAAACAUGUUUUCACUAGAUUUUAAAUGGUGUGCAAUAUUAGAUAGAAUUACACAACCACUAGAAUUACAUUUCUGCAUUUAUUUCAUAACUAAAAUUAAAAAAAUGUUAUGUUAAAAAAUUUAGAAUACAAGUUUAACUACAUUUUUUAUGGUGUGCAAUAUUACAAAAUUCAUAUUUACAAGUCUAAUUAAUUAAAUCCUAUCACUGUAAAUGUUUAUUCUUGCAUGGUAAUGUCGUCACUGUGGUUAUUUUUGUGCAUUGGUCGUUACGUAAUGUUAAAUAAAUCAGAAAUCAAUUGUUAUUA
This is a messenger RNA of Ciona intestinalis (vase tunicate), 1694 nucleotides long. NCBI's taxonomy places the organism in Eukaryota, Metazoa, Chordata, Ascidiacea, Phlebobranchia, Cionidae. The record is from RefSeq and is a predicted model, not a curated record.